GACUUAUCUAUUGCCAGUUGUGAUCUGGUCGUUGCUCGCGCUGAACGCACUCUCUUCUAGCUGUCGACUCUUACUUUGUACAUACAUACUGAUACUUUACAAACAUUAAUGUAAUACAACAAAUUGUUUCGCUUAUUAUUUUGGUUAUAUUUUACUAAAUAACAGUCUUUAUUGUCUCGUCAACAUUUGAGUGUUAAUGUUGCAAAUACACUGGUGUAAUAAUAAGCAGUUCCACUAAUUUAGCUAGAUAUAAAAAAGCCUAAACAUGCCAAAAAAACCAAAGCGACGCGAUAAAUCCGAUUUGGGUCCCGAUUUCGUGGCGCCCGAUGGCGGUUGGGGUUGGGUUGUCUGCAUAGCUGCCGGUCUAAGUAAUCUGGCCAUGUAUCCACCAUUACAACAAUACGGCAUGAUUUACCGACAACGCAUGUUCAACUUGGGAUUCUCUGCCAAAGAGACCACCACAAUCGCGAAUAUUAUGUUGAGUUUAGCGUCAUUAGUUGGCAUUGUUAAUGGCGCCAUGUUUCGGCGUUUUACAUUUCGUCAGGUUGCCAUUGUCGGUAGUAUUCUGAUAUUCAGUGGUAUCCUCUUAUCAGCAGCGUGUACGACAUUUUGGCAGUAUGUGCUUUGUGUAUCGGUGAUAUAUGGCAUCGGUCAGGGUCUCAACGUGAGCGCCUUGUCGCUGGCCGUGAAUACAUACUUCAAAAAUCGACGACGUCGUGCAUUCGGCUUUAUGUGGACAAUCACCGGUUUGGGACCCAUUAUAUUUCCGCAUUUCACCUCUCUUAUACUAAUCUACUAUGGUGGUCCGGGUACAAUACAAAUUUAUGCUGCAAUCUCGCUAAACGUCUUUCUCUGUGCUUUGACGUUGCAACCAGUAUCGUGGCAUACUUCGAAGGCGCCGACGCAAAGUGAGACGAAGUUGAAAGAACCUGAAAUAGAAGAUGUUAUUAUUGGCACGAUGCCCUCAGCUAUGCCACAGCUUGAAAUGGUUGAGCCUGAAUGCAAGUAUUGUCAAUAUAUGAAGCGUAGCAGACCCAGUGUGGACGCAACACAAUUCGAUUUUGACGAACAUGACUUGGCUGUGCCGAGUCUUGAGGCCAGUGAACCGGACACGCCAUUAAUGUCACGCGCCAACGAUGAAUUCGGCUCGAAGUAUUCACUAAAAUAUACGGGAAAAACUAUGAACUUGCCAAAUAAAGUUGGGCAGGAUAAGGGAGCGUCCUCGCUAACCGCGCCUAUCGCUGAGGUGGAACAGGAUAAUACUCGUACUGAUGUUGAUGACAAUUUACCAGCCGAAUUUCGUUGCACCUGCGCAGAGGAGCAAGCAUUAUUGCAAAAUUCCAACAGUGUUGAAGUGAAAAGUUCGCCAAAAAUCUUGGUAGAAAACCAAGAGAAGACUCAGCAAUUAAACACGGAGUUAGACGUGCACACGGCCAAAUUGAGUCUCAAACAGAAAGUAGUGAAAUUCUUUGACUUGGAUCUGUUGAAGGAUUUCACUUUUGUCAAUUUAGUGUUGGGCAUGACUGUGAUGAUGUUUGCCGAGAUAAACUUCUCCAUUUUGAUACCCUUCAUUUUGGAUCAGUACGGUUAUAGUAAUGAACAAAUCUCAACCGCUAUGUCCAUGCAGGGUGGCAUGGAUAUCUGCGUGCGCUUUCUAGCACCAAUUGUGCUCGAUAAAGUUGGCAAGUUGAGCAAUCAGGUAUUAUUUGCAUUUGGCAUUAUUGCUAUCUCGCUCGGACGUCUGUUGAUUACGGUAACCGACUCCUAUCGUGUUACAUUGGCACUCUUUGUGCUCAUCGGUUUCGGUAGAGGUUUCCGUACGAUAUUUUCUUCACUUAUUAUACCAACUUAUGUGCCUUUGAAUCGUUUGCCCGCUGCAUCCGGUCUACAAUUGGUCUGUAAUGCGUUAUUUACACUUUGUGUGGGUCCCAUUUUAGGCGUCAUCACCGAUGCCUCCAGUUAUACAAUAACAAUACAUUUCCUAAAUUUAUUAACCUCACUUGCCUUGCUCUUCUGGUUGUUGGAGUACCUGGUGCGUCGCAUGGUGACGAAAAAGUCCAAAACAGCAACAUAAGGGUAAUCUUAUAGUUCUUAGUUGAAAAUUGUAUAGAAUGUAAAUAAAUCAAUUCGAGAAUUAGUACUUAAUAAAGCUCUAUAAAAUUU
This is a messenger RNA of Zeugodacus cucurbitae (melon fly), 2163 nucleotides long. RefSeq lists its product as uncharacterized. The record is from RefSeq and is a predicted model, not a curated record. Gene Ontology annotation, molecular function: monocarboxylic acid transmembrane transporter activity. The transcript is spliced from 6 exons. The coding region runs from base 266 to 2074 and encodes 602 amino acids. NCBI's taxonomy places the organism in Eukaryota, Metazoa, Arthropoda, Insecta, Diptera, Tephritidae. Gene Ontology annotation, biological process: monocarboxylic acid transport; transmembrane transport.